UGAGACAGAAUCUCAUUUAUUAGCCAGGGUUGUCCUGGAACUUACUGAGUUGCCCAGGUGAGGCUUGAACUCAUGGCCAGUCUCCUGCUUCAACUUUCCAAGUGAUAAGAUUACAGGCAUGACCCACCAGGCAUAGCCUAGUCUUGAUUUUUCAAAUAUUUUAUUCGACAUGUUUCUCUACAAAAAUGAUUUUUUUGGUCAUUUCCUUUAUUGUGCAUUAAUAGGCACACAAGUGACUUUAGGAAGCUGGGAGGGUCCCAGAAAACAACCCUCCGAUGAAUUAUUCUAGCACCUAAGGAACUCAGACGAACAUUCCCUUUUAAGAAAGAAAAUAUGCAUUACUGUCGAUCCAAAAGAAACCACUCAAAUAACUUAAAGUUUUCCUGGUUAACAAUGGGAAAACAUAAUAAAUCCAUGUGUUGUGGUUUUCCACCGGGCUGAAUCAUCACAUACCAUAAUUCUCUACGAACGUCUAAAGCACACCACACCAUGCACAUAUACCACAUGCAGACACACACACCCUAGACACAGAUGCACACACACAUGCACAUGCACACCACUUACAUACCACACACGUGCACACAAAUAUGAACACACCCUAGGCAUCCACGCAUGCACUUACACACUUGUUGCUUUUAGUGGAGGAACAGUCUCAGUUACUCUCAGAUGAAGCUAGUUCUUAUUUAUAUUCCUGUCUGCCCCAGUGUAUGGCUUCAUAAGAAUUUAUUCUUCAUUUCAUGCGCAAAAGACUGCCCUAAUCCCCCUCUUUGGCCACUGGAGUAUGUCCAGAACUUUUAAGCAGAAAAGGGCCUUUCUUCCUUGAUCCCAAGCCAGAGUCGAAAUGAAUCUUAGAGGACUUAAAUGGCCCCGCAUCCCCGCGUCACCACCGACUUCUCGUUCAAAGGGGUACUUUGGGCGCCAGGUGGAGUUAUAAUUAUAGAUUAGAAAAAAGCAGCAUCAGCAGCUGUCCCUUGUGUUUGUUCCCGGCUAUAACUGUCAUCAGUGGGCAAACUGGCAUAAACAGGCCUCAGCAAGUGGAAAAACAUUUAACCCUGGACUCGCGACGCGCUGGAACCUCGCAGCAGCCAGAGACCAGGCGGAAGCCUGACGGUCCCGUGCGUGAAGGCUGGAACCCGGGAGCACACGGACCUGAAGACGCCUCUGCAGGGAGAGACUGACAUUUUGAAGAUUUCCCUUCCCGUGGGAGACUCCAAAGGAACAGAACAAAACUAUCCGAGAUGACUGUCACUUACUCCAGUAAAGUAGCAAAUGCAACUUUUUUUGGAUUUCAUAGGUUGCUCCUCAAGUGGAGAGGCAGCAUCUACAAGCUACUGUACAGGGAGUUUAUUGUUUUUGCUGUUCUUUACACAGCAAUCAGUCUGGUGUACAGAUUGUUACUUACAGGAGCCCAAAAACGUUACUUUGAAAAAUUAUCAAUUUACUGUGACAGAUAUGCUGAGCAAAUUCCAGUAACCUUUGUGCUUGGGUUCUAUGUCACUCUGGUAGUGAACCGAUGGUGGAACCAGUUUGUGAAUCUGCCUUGGCCGGACAGGCUCAUGUUCCUCAUCUCCAGCAGUGUCCACGGGAGCGACCAGCAUGGGCGCCUGCUCAGAAGGACGCUGAUGCGCUAUGUCAACCUCACGUCCCUGCUCAUCUUCCGCUCCGUGAGCACAGCGGUGUACAAAAGGUUUCCGACCAUGGACCACGUGGUCGAAGCAGGUUUUAUGACAACAGAUGAAAGGAAAUUAUUUGACCACCUCAAAUCACCGCAUCUGAAAUACUGGGUUCCGUUCGUCUGGUUUGGAAAUCUUGCCACGAAAGCCCGGAAUGAAGGUAGAAUCAGGGACAGCGUCGACCUACAAUCAUUGAUGACCGAGAUGAACCGGUACCGAUCUUGGUGCAGCCUCCUGUUUGGCUACGACUGGGUUGGCAUUCCACUGGUUUACACACAGGUGGUCACUCUCGCCGUCUACACAUUCUUCUUCGCAUGCCUGAUUGGACGGCAGUUCCUGGAUCCCACCAAAGGCUACGCGGGGCAUGACUUAGAUCUGUACAUUCCAAUCUUCACUCUCCUCCAGUUCUUCUUCUACGCAGGAUGGCUCAAGGUUGCCGAGCAGCUGAUCAACCCUUUUGGAGAAGACGAUGACGAUUUUGAAACAAACUGGUGCAUCGACAGAAACCUGCAGGUCUCUCUUUUAGCUGUGGAUGAAAUGCACAUGAGCUUACCCAAGAUGAAGAAGGACAUUUACUGGGAUGAUUCUGCCGCGCGGCCACCGUACACCCUGGCAGCUGCUGACUACUGCAUCCCCUCGUUUCUGGGCUCGACGAUCCAAAUGGGGCUGUCCGGGUCCGAGUUCCCCGCGGAGGACUGGCUGUGGAACUAUGAGAAGCAGGGCCACCGGCCCUCGGUGAUGAGGAGGGUCAAGCGCUUCCUGAGUACCCACGAGCACCCCGGCAGCCCCAGGAGGAGGACUUUCGGCAGGCAGGCCAGCGACAGCUCCAUGUUCUUCCCCCCGAGCCCAGCUCGGGAUCUGCUGGACGUGCCCUCCCGAAACCCCCAGCGAGCCUCACCCACCCGGAAGCAACCCCAAUCCCGAGAGGGCAGCCCUAAGCUGCAUUCCAGCAUGGGAGAACUGUCCACCAUCAGGGAGACCAGCCGCACCAGCACUUUGCAGAGCCUGACCCCGCAGUCCAGUGUGAGGGCCUCCCCUACCAAAAUGCCCCGGGUCCCUGAGGUCCUGAUCACAGCGGCUGAAGCCCCCGGGACCUCGUCAGACAGCCAUCACCAAGACUCUGCUACCUCCAUCCUGAGCCUCGAGUUCACUGGGGUGCAGCCAAGCAGGACUAAACGGCAGGUAGACCCCUCAGGGAAGGCGACGCCACCCGGGGACCCCAGUCCCCAGACUGUUUCAAUCAGUACCGAAAGAGACCUGUUCAAGUUCGAGGAAGACCUGGAUGAUGACAGAUUCCCACAAAGGUGGAGCCUUCCGGAGUUACGGGACUCGCGGCACACCUCCCUGGGAAACUUAGGUCCAGAUCCUGUGAACCCCAGGCCUGCCCUCUUACUUGAUACAGAAACAUCCUCCGAGACCAGCGUCACCCAUCCUGGGGCUGGUCCUAGGGUCUCUCCUGACGUCCUGUUCUUAAUGGAAAGCUUGGACACGAAAGAAACCGACAUCCUGGAGUUUAACAGUGAGCACCCUGAAGAAUCCCCGAAGGGAACGCCACAGCGCCCCAGGACCUGGUUCUAGCUCACCAGCCCGGGGACACCCCUCCAGGAGCUGGCCAGUGUUUAGCAACACGAUCCUACUGUACAAGCUACUCAGAACUCUGAAGGGCAUUAUGAUCCUGCAAACCUCGAACACAACCACAUCGUCUAGCGCAAAGGGGCUUUCACGGAAGUUGUGUGGCCCCAAAUGAAUCCUCAUAACCAAAUAAGGGAUCCCAUAUAAAUGUACAUGGCUUAUACAUCCAUACAUGAUUAGCUUUGGAAAGGACCAUACAGAUCAUAGUCCAAUCCCCUAGAAGCAAAGGCCCAGACACAAAAGGUCCCGUUUCUUUCCUGUUUCCUCCCUUACCUCUCUUCCUUUAGCCAUAGAGACAAGGCUAGACCAUGCCAUGCCCAGAGGCCCUUCCACUUAUAGUUAUUUAACUGGAUCUUCCUGACCACCUCACUCCCGCUUCCGAUAACUAUUAUUAGCACUUUCCCUAACUCUUGAACUUCCUCUGCUUCAGAAAGCUCCCUUCCUCUUCAAUUGACUAUGUCUACCAUCUGGUCUUCCUUUUCCUUCUCUUCCUCUUUAUUCUCAUACAUCUUUCCUCUGCCCUUUUCCCGGGUCUAGGUCCUCCAGUGACUCUAAUCUGUCCCUCUUUCCAGGUUAUAAUAGCUUCCCUUUCCAACUCUGUUGCUUACUUCCCGUCACGGUGUUCACACUAUGAGACACUGGUAGUGACCGGUACAGGAAUCUAACACACCCAACCCCCCAUGCUUCCAGCCUUGCUGUAAGAGGUGUAUGUGUGCUGACGGUAUCCACCAUCCCAAACCUGCUGCUUCCGCUCCUUCAUGUUGGACUCCAGAGAAGACCGAAUCAAAGAGGAUAUGAGAUCCGCACAGCCAAGGGCUACCCCACCAAAGGAUGACAUGGUCAGAGAAGACUGAUUCUAAGAGGGUAUGAAAUCCACACAGCCAAAGGCUACACCACCAAAGGUUGACAUGGUUUGGAUCUACUGAACUCAUACACAGUCUUAAGCAAAAACACUCCAAUUGUGUCACAGCGUGGGACCAGUAGGAGACUGGAGCGGUGUGGAUACUAUAGGGUCCAUGGCCGCAUGAUGACAACAGACUCUUGCCAACUUCCUUUCAGAAGCUCUUAGGUUAUGUUUCGCAAGCUCCCAGCUUUGAAAGGGCUUUGCCUUUCCAAGUGCCAUCUUUUCUACCUGUCCUGUAACGAAACUUGACAUGUGGCUUCAGAAGCAAGAAACCCUAACAGCGACCACGGGUUGGCUGUCUCGGUGCCCCAUGCAGCCAGAUCUGAAGUCCACAUGCGAGUUCACAAUCCUUGAAGGAGUCCUAUGAGACCGACAGACCAUCAGCUCCACUUUAAAGAUGAAAACAGAGGCGUUUCCCGAGCUCACCUAGCCAGGCUUAGCUGCUCAAGAACCCCACACGUCCUCGCUGUGGCACAGGAGGGCCUUGAAUCUGCUAACGAUUUGCACCAAAUUCUGGAGGAUGCUUCAAGGCGGCUAAUCACAGGUUUAUGCCAAACCUCCUCAGCCUUGGAGACAUCUCUGGAUCCGCCCAAAACAGUUUUCAGUCACAGAGGCGAGCAGCUUUUUGUCUCUGGGGGCCAAUAGCCAUGGUCCUCUCCAGGUCGUUAUAGAAGCUGGCAGGAACGUCGUAUUCCUUCCCCCACUACAGAGUCCUGAUGUGCUGUGUUCUAGUGACCACAUUCACACAAAAGCUCAAAUCUCAGUGGGCCUCUGAAGGGGCAAAAAGCAAUGACCCCUGCCUUAACAGGCUUUUCUUGAAGGACUAACAUGGUAUGUUAGUAGAGGAAAUGCUGCACAUGCAUGGUCCUCUAUGCUGACCCACACCAUCAACUCCCAAGAAAGGACUGUAAUCCCCAAACCAUCCCAGACAGACAGACGAUGGGCUCAAGCCCCCCUGUGUUUCUAAAAGGCCAGAAUGACCCUUUCCCAGACAUCAUUGUCUAAGCCCCCCACACACACACACACACAUCUUCUCUUUGGCUCGAUCUAUUCCCUCAAAUACAAGUUAGGUUUCUACUGAGCUGUCUUUGAAGUAUAAUCAAUUUUCACUCUUAAACCCGAAGUUAUCAACUACGCACUGAAAAAUAAUUUUAUGGAGAAAUGGGAAGGGGUUCAUUUGUCUAUUCCUGGGCCCCUCUUCUCCACCUUUAUUCAUGAGAAUUAUUUAAGCUCCUCAAUAUUUCUUCACAUUUUGAGAUGGCCUCCCGUUUUCUUCUCACGCUGAAAACUGAACUACGACUCGCCCACUGAGCCCAAAUGAGGAGAUUUUUCCAUUCUAAAACGAGUCUUUACCCUGCAGGGCCAGGGCUGCAAAAAUAAAGGAUUUAUUCUCUUGUGCCCGAUUUUUCACCUCUUGAGCUCUAGAAAAUUCCACCUGUCAGACAAACAGUCUUAUGUCUCCGUGGCUUAGUCUUCAGGGUUUGACCAAUACAAGAACAGGCUUUUCCUGGUCGUGUGUUAACCUAAUCUGCAUGUGAACACAAGAUCUUACCUCUAAAAUCCAAACCCAAACAAGCAAACAACAACAAAACCUUGAAAAAGAAGAGGGCAGGCAGUCUGGCAGGAAGUUGAAUAGAUACAUGUCCUUCCAACCAUCAGGUUCUUAUCUACAGAAUGGGCUACUUUCUCGAAGGUUUCACAGCCUUUAUUAGUCAUCAUGAGCAUUGAAGGGCAAGGUUGGGGACCUCAGAUUGUCCUGUGUGACCAAGAGGCAUGACUCUGACUGGUGCUCCAAGGAGUCAUCGCAGACUUCUCCUCUCACUACGAUUAUCUGUGCUUCAGAGUCCCCUUUGUCUCUGGGAUUCUGAUCUCUUUCAUUUAGGAAGAUCUUCUCCUAACAGUCACAGGAUUAAGCCCCUGACAUAUUGACACAGCGAACCCCUCAUUCACUCACUCAGGAAUCCCAUAAAAACACUAAACUGGAAGCCAUAAAAG
This is a messenger RNA of Peromyscus leucopus (white-footed mouse), 6204 nucleotides long. RefSeq names its product bestrophin 3 (gene Best3). Gene Ontology annotation, molecular function: chloride channel activity. Bases 1239 to 3251 code for a protein of 670 amino acids. The transcript is spliced from 10 exons. Lineage: Eukaryota; Metazoa; Chordata; Mammalia; Rodentia; Cricetidae. The record is from RefSeq and is a predicted model, not a curated record.